Molecule: messenger RNA, 1830 nt
Organism: Symbiodinium sp. CCMP2456
Lineage: Eukaryota; Dinophyceae; Suessiales; Symbiodiniaceae
Source: the annotation of a GenBank genome assembly
AUGGCGAGGAAGGAGGCCGGCCUCCAUCAGAUCCAAGGUUCAUCGCGACUAUUUCGGGAGAUCUUUCAGGAGACCAGCAGUGGGGACUUCGGCAUCCACAUAAAGGAUGGUCCUUUGUUUCGAUGCCAUACACGUAUCCUGGACACUUCUGGUGGCUUUUGCGGAAAGAUCCGUCAGUUUGGGAAGCUCAUGAGCCGCAGCGCCGAUCACGAUGACAUCCCGGCGCCAAAGGAGUACUUCAAGCAAAUGGGCUAUCACCGCUUGCUGCAAGAUUUGCAGUCCAUCCAGUUCUCGCAGCCCAUCGACAGAUCUGUCUUAGCCGGUGGAAUCACCGCCACCAUAGCUGGAAAGCGAGAUGAUGCCAUGAAGCCUGGCUUCUCGACGGCGCAUUUCAUCGGUGGCACGAUCGGCACGAACAAGCGUUCUGACCCUUUUUUUCUGGCGGAAAGGUAUGAGAUCCAGUGUGACUGUGAGCUCAUGGCCGAGCUGUUGCGUUUCAUCUAUUGUGGUGAGAUGUCGUUCUUCCACGAGGUGGCAGACAACGACAAGGCCAACGAGGUCUUGACUCAAAAGAUGCUGGCUAUCUGCUUUGAAGCUGAGCGCUUCUCGGUGGAUGCCCUGUAUGAAAACUUGCUGAACUGGUUCGGCAGAAGGAGUUUCUUUGUGGUCGGUGAGCUCAACUUUGCGGAUGCGUUCUACCAUCUGCAGCACUAUGAACACCGAGCUACAGAGGAACACUCCAGGGACGUCCUCAUCACGACGCUAGCCAGCGAGAUGGUGUCCAGCCGAGAACAGUUCCGGGCUGUCACGAGGGACCCUCGAUGGUGUUCCUUGCCCGUUUACUUUGUAGAAACAAUCUUGAACUUCGAGCGCCUGCCCAUAGUCACCGAGACAGAGAUUUUGAGCCUCAUAGAGCGGUGGAACGCGACUGCCGACAAAGAGAAGUCGGACAUCGUCCGGCUAUUGGCAUGCUUCAGGCCUGGCCAGGACUCGCGCGUCGCCAUGAAGAACUGGCUCUCUUUGAUGGGCUGGGUGGACGAGUCAGGCAACGUCGUAUCAAUUCCUGGGCUGGAGGGCCUGGAGCACAUAGUCAACGGCACUGCCACGAAAGGCAAGAAACCCCGCAACCACAAGAAUGAGAUAGGGGACGUCACAGACUUCACGAAGGCGAUGAUCGAGAACUUCCAGUCGGAUCUUCAGCCUGAAGGCAAUGAUGAGGAGGCCGAUGCCACGUUCCUCCAUUACCGCGGAAAGAAGGUGCUCGCCCAAGGCUGCUCCUUCGACCUCGGUGCCGGAGAGCGAUUGCUGCAGGCAGACGUCCUACGCCACUCUGGCAUAAGUCGACUUCGUGUAGCACUUUCCGAGCCUUCGUCGCUGUUGUGGAACCCGCAGCACGAGGUUUUCGUCGGCCUCUCCUACGGCGAAGGCAAGUACUUCGGGUUCCUGUGCAGCGCGACUUCCUUCUCCGGCAUUUUUUCCGUUCGAGUCCUUGCAUCUGCAGCACCCGCGCCCUCGGCGCCGGUGCAUCUGACGGGCUCUGGAAAUAAGAUGGAAUUUGAUAUGGGCCUGGAGAUCGCGCUGCAUCGAGUGGACCUGGUAGUCACUUGCAAGAUGAGCGCGAUCUUCAAGAACGAGUGUUUGACACAGGAAGUCUUCCAGAUCUCCCACGAUACCUUGGUCAACGGGCCUGGUCUCAGAUACCAAGUGGUUGGCACUGGACUUGAAAGGGACAGAGUGCUCAUAAACUUGGCCUGGGUGAGCGGGGGCGGCCCCGCACUUGACAAGCAGGUCGAGUAUGGACCCAUUGGGUUCGUCGACGGCGAAUACUAG